Messenger RNA from Coregonus clupeaformis (lake whitefish), 2013 nucleotides. It is a transcript of the gene dnajc3a, whose product is annotated as DnaJ (Hsp40) homolog, subfamily C, member 3a. The record is from RefSeq and is a predicted model, not a curated record. Gene Ontology annotation, molecular function: misfolded protein binding; protein-folding chaperone binding. The coding region runs from base 129 to 1634 and encodes 501 amino acids. Gene Ontology annotation, cellular component: endoplasmic reticulum. The transcript has 12 exons. Lineage: Eukaryota; Metazoa; Chordata; Actinopteri; Salmoniformes; Salmonidae. Gene Ontology annotation, biological process: protein folding in endoplasmic reticulum.
AUGUCUGGUUGGAUAACUGAUUCCCUUUAGCUGUCAUCCAGCUAAUAUGGGACUGUCAAGUAUUUCGUGAGAGUUUCAUGUUUGAAUUAUCGUAGGUAGUAUUUUCCUUUAUUUCUAAGAGCUUAAUUAUGGUUGCAAUAAACCAAGUUGUGCGCAAAAUUUUAAGUUAUGUUCCUUUUCUUCUUGUUUUGAUUGACCUGCGAUACGAAGGGGUAUGUGGCAAGGAUGGAAGUUUGGAGAACCAUUUGGAGAUGGGGAAGAAACUCCUUGCUGCUGGACAGCUGGCUGAUGCACUCUCUCACUUCCAUGCUGCUAUUGAUGGGGAUCCAAAGAACUACAUGGCCUACUACAGGAGAGCUACAGUCUACCUGGCCAUGGGCAAAUCUAAAUCUGCUCUGCCGGAUCUGAGCAAAGUAAUUGAACUCAAACCAGACUUCACAUCGGCAAGACUUCAGAGAGGCAAUCUACUCCUGAAGCAGGGGAGACUAGAUGAAGCAGAGAGCGACUUUAAGAAAGUGCUCAAGUCGAACCCUAGUGACAAAGAUGAGAAGGAGGCCCAAAGUCAGCUCAUGAAAUCUGAUGAAAUCCAGAGGUGGGUGACUCAGUCACGGGCUAACUUUGACCGCAAGGAUUACAUCACCGCUGCGGCCCACCUGGACUUAAUUAUUGAAACGUGUGUGUGGGACGUGAGCUCCAGAGAGCUGCGGGCAGAGUGCUUCAUCCAGAUGGGAGAGAUGGGCAAGGCCAUCAGUGACCUGACAGCUGCCUCCAAACUGAAGAGUGACAACACCCAGGCCUUCUACAAACUCAGCACCAUCUACUACCACCUGGGAGACCACGAAAUGUCCCUCAAUGAGGUUCGAGAAUGUCUGAAGCUGGACCCAGACCAUAAGCAGUGUUACAGCCACUACAAACAAGUGAAGAAGCUCAACAAACAGAUCCAGUCUGCAGAGGAGUUGAUCCAGCAGCAGAGGUAUGGAGAUGCAGUGAGUAAAUAUGAGUCAGUGAUGAAGACUGAGCCAAAUGUGCCCCAGUACUCACACCAUGCCAAGGAGCGCAUCUGCCACUGUCUGGCACAGGAGCAGCAGGAUGUAAGCAGAGCCAUCACAGUGUGCAGUGAGGUCCUUCAGUCUGACCCUCACAAUGUAAACGUGUUGAAGGACAGAGCAGAGGCCUACCUACUGGACGAACAGUACGAGGAAGCUAUCAAGGACUAUGAGACUGCCCGUGAGCACAGUGAGAAUGACCGGCAGAUCAAGGAAGGGCUUGAGAAAGCACAGCGCCUCCUCAAACAGUCCCAGAAGAGGGACUACUACAAGAUCCUGGGAGUCAAGAGGACUGCCCAGAAGAAGGAGAUCGUAAAGGCCUACAGGAAACAGGCACAGCAGUGGCACCCAGACAACUUCCAGGACCCUGUAGAGAAGAAGAAGGCAGAGAAGAAGUUCAUUGACAUUGCUCAGGCAAAGGAAGUGCUCACUGAUCCAGAGAUGAGACAGAAGUUUGACCAGGGCGAGGACCCCAUGGACCCAGAGAGCCAGCAGGGAGGACACCAUCAUCAGAACUUCCACAGCGGUUUCCAGGGCUUUAACCCCUUCGGCUCCGGACCGUUCAACUUCAAAUUCAACUACCAGUGAGCCCUAAGAGAGGAGCUUAUUCGUGUUCAUCCAGUAUGGCUGUAGCUUAACCUCCCUCGUUCAGGGAGAGCACAAUUACCUUCAUGAUGACAUGUCUGAGACAACUUGAAUAGAUUAAAGAUGUCCUUGCUUUUGAAUGAUACAUUUUUGGAGCUACGUUCACUCUGAUGCAACUCUAUGAAUCUUUUCUAAUCUUUGCAGCAACGCCUAUCUUCAGGGAUCUCACAAUUGAGUUCUGGGUUAAUUCCAAAGCGACCACCUUUGUGGUGUACACUGAAAAUUGGUAUCCAUUCCUAAGACUAAUGUGUACAUAGAUACAGUACUAUUUUUAUAUGAAUGGAGUCAUUCUGAAUUGUAAAUAAAUAUAUAUUUAUGCUUA